UGUAGCGCCCGCUACAGUGGUGCGACGACGCUUAAACCGAGGGCCAGUUUGCUUAAAACCCUAUUAAAAAAAAAAAGUAAAAUCCAAGUAAUCAUCACGGAGAGUAAGAAACCAAGAAAAAAAUCACCACCGAUUUCCUAUUUUUUUAAUUUUUUUGUAGUGAGGUAAAUAAAACACAAUUGCACCUCGAGUUAUAACAGACUACCCGAGGAUACUCGUGCGCCUGUCAUAAUCCCCAGCAAUAAUCCAGUGUUCGAGAUGGCAGUGCAGGAUCCAAAGUGGCAAAAAGAUGCUGCGGACCAGAAUUUCGAUUACAUGUUCAAACUCCUGAUUAUCGGCAAUUCAUCAGUGGGAAAAACAUCGUUUUUAUUUCGUUAUGCUGACGACUCGUUCACGUCGGCGUUCGUUUCCACCGUCGGUAUUGACUUCAAAGUCAAAACUGUCUUCAGGCACGAUAAGAGAGUUAAACUUCAAAUAUGGGACACUGCCGGACAGGAGCGAUAUAGAACUAUUACGACAGCCUAUUACCGCGGUGCGAUGGGUUUUAUUUUAAUGUACGAUAUUACCAAUGAGGAAUCAUUCAACUCAGUUCAGGAUUGGAUCACGCAGAUUAAAACUUAUUCAUGGGAUAAUGCUCAAGUUAUUCUUGUUGGUAAUAAAUGUGACAUGGAGGAUGAACGGGUCAUAAGUUUUGAACGGGGUAAACAGUUGGCAGAGCAACUCAAUGUACAGUUCUUUGAGACAUCGGCGAAGGAGAACAUCAAUGUCAAGGCGGUGUUUGAACAGCUCGUCGACAUAAUCUGCGAUAAGAUGAGUGAAUCCUUAGAUAAUGAUCCAACUCUGAUGGCUGGUGGUGCAGGCCAGGCCAAGGGCCAAAAAUUAACCGAUCAACCGGCGAAUCCUGCUUCGACUAACUGUAAUUGCUAAAGAUGUUCCAAAAAAAGUAAAUGCAUAUAUCCGUGCAUUAUUAGAUGUGAAAAAAAUGUUUAAAAGGGAAAAAAAUUGAAGCGACACGCGAGCGAUCACAGAGAAUAGAUCGUAGCGUAUGCAUGUUGAUGAACCACCUGAUCAAACUAGUUUAUUCUACUCGGGUUUUGACAUUAUGUUUUUUCGUUGACAUUUCAACACUCUCCGACUAUUAAAAUCCAUGAUUAGGGACUCGAAUCACCGAAAUUCCUUUUUGUACGGAUUAUUUACCUGUUAUCACAUUUUUUUUACAUGAGAAAAAUAAUAUAACAAAUUGACGACUGCAUCGCGCAUUAAAACAAGUUGAUACCAAUGGGCAUAUCUUCUUUUUAAUUAUCUCCAAUUGUUUAAAUAGCGAAAAACCACGAAGUGGUGGAGCAAGUUUUAGUGCGAACGACAGCAAUAUAUCCAUUUCCACUUUGAAAAAAUCACCGAAUUAUUUCAAUGAUUUACCCACGUCAGAAUAAUUUAUCAUCGAGACACGACACUUGACAGCAAUUGAGACAGCUUCUCGGGAGUAAUGAUCUGUAAAAAAAUCCAAAGAUGUCAAUUAACUCCAGUAAUUAAUGAUAAAGCCUAAACCACGAGAAUUGUCGUGUGCAAAAAAACUUGAGCCACCUACUCCAAUUAGAACCAAAUAAAUGCCCUCUGUAUAUAUAUAAUUACAACUAUUAUUAUGAUUAAUUGUGUAACGAGGUGUAUUGUACGCGUUAAUAAUCUGUGUGAAUUUUAUGGGACCGAUUUUAGUGGCAAAAUCAGCAAUGAUUAGAUAUCAAUGAGAGUUGGUGCAUAAUAAAGUGAUUAAAAAAAAUGCUAUGAAAUUUUCUGCAUCACGAUUAUUACAGGAUUACCUAUGAUUAUAUUAUAUAAAUACACUAUGUAUGUUGAUGACCCGAUUGAACAUAAAAAAAAUCCAUUCCGAUCAUAAUAAUUAACUGCAGAGAGCACACCGGUGUAAAGAGGGCUAAUUGCCCGUGACGAUUAGAGAUAAUUAUUUAACCGGAGUACAUUCAUUCAAUAUUAUUCUGGUAAUUCAUGAAAUUACUUACUCGGAGGAAUUAUUGAAUGAUGGAGACGGUGAGAGAGAGUGAGUUUGGUGGUAGGACACGUGUAUGUAUGUAUUGUAUCGUAUGUAACUAUCAUGCCUAAUGUUAUUGAAAGACAAAACAAUAAUGUAUUACGAGAAAUAAAAAGGUAAAUAAUUUA
Messenger RNA from Fopius arisanus, 2172 nucleotides. It is a transcript of the gene Rab3, whose product is annotated as RAS oncogene family member Rab3. Bases 259 to 927 code for a protein of 222 amino acids. The transcript is spliced from 4 exons. Gene Ontology annotation, cellular component: synaptic vesicle; endosome; plasma membrane. Gene Ontology annotation, biological process: protein localization to plasma membrane; regulation of exocytosis; protein secretion. The record is from RefSeq and is a predicted model, not a curated record. Gene Ontology annotation, molecular function: GTP binding; myosin V binding; GTPase activity. Lineage: Eukaryota; Metazoa; Arthropoda; Insecta; Hymenoptera; Braconidae.